Caenorhabditis remanei is the source of this 693-nucleotide messenger RNA. RefSeq lists its product as uncharacterized. The transcript is spliced from 4 exons. The record is from RefSeq and is a predicted model, not a curated record. The coding region runs from base 1 to 693 and encodes 230 amino acids. NCBI's taxonomy places the organism in Eukaryota, Metazoa, Nematoda, Chromadorea, Rhabditida, Rhabditidae.
AUGUUAUCAAUGGUAUUCCGUUGUAUCUCUCUGAAGACUCUCCGAUUUCCAACUUCUGGAGCAUUUGCAAUGUGCAUUCUUGCUUAUAUGAUACCAUUGAGUAUGGUUAUUUCGAUAAGAGAUAUCGAGAUAACUUCCAAUUUUACAAUUAACAGUAACUAUACUCUAUGGCAGUUGGAGAAUUUGGAUAGAUACAGGACAGUGGUUGGGACAAGUGUGGCACAGCUCUCGACUCUAUGGGUUGCAUGUUGUGUGAGCCUACUGUGCAUACCCAUAUAUAGUGUCAUGUUCUACUGUAGAUAUAGGAUUCUGAAAAUGUUGGAACGACCCGGAUACAUGUUCAAUACAACAACAACGUUGCAAAUAAAGCGGCUUGUGAAGGCUCUCACAGUUCAAUCGAUGAUCCCUGUGUUCACAUUGUUCCCCGCUUCUCUUAUUUUUCUAUCUACUCAAUUUCAUGUUAUCGAGACAACAAAGUUCGGAUACAUUAUCAUUUCCUUAUUAAGUCUGAGCCCUACGAUCGACCCACUGGUUACCAUUUAUUACGUGCAACCCUAUCGAAAGUACAUUGUCGAUUUACUAUGGUUUGAGGAACGUCCGAUAGUCUCUCCAUUUCUUUCGAACAACGAUCCGAGAUUCUACAGAAGUCGUUCGAAUAGUGUCCUCAUGAUGCGAAACACCCAUUUCGUUUGA